AGGAUGGCGGCUGGAGCUGAGGCCGCGGCUCGGUGUUUGGAGGAAUCUUCGGACAGCGAGCCGGAACAGGAGCCCGGUUCGCCGCAGAAGCUGAUCCGCAAGGUGUCCACUUCUGGUCAGAUCCGCAGCAAGACAAUCAUUAAAGAAGGCCUGCUGAUGAAACAGACCAGCUCAUUUCAACGCUGGAAGAAACGUUACUUCAAGCUUCGAGGGAGGACACUUUACUAUGCAAAAACAGCCAAGUCCAUUAUCUUUGAUGAAGUCGAUUUAACAGAUGCCAGUGUGGCAGAGUCCAGCACAAAAAAUGUCAACAACAGCUUCACGAUAAUCACUCCAUGCAGGAAGCUUAUUCUCUGUGCUGAAAAUCGUAAAGAGAUGGAAGACUGGAUUGCGGCACUGAAGAGUGUCCAAAACCGAGAGCUUUUCGAGUCUACUCAGUACAGCAUGGACCACUUCUCAGGAAUGCACAAUUGGUACGCUUGCUCACAUGCCAGACCUACUUACUGCAAUGUAUGUCGUGAAGCUCUUUCUGGUGUUACCUCACAUGGACUGUCGUGUGAAGUCUGUAAGUUCAAAGCUCACAAAAGAUGUGCCAUUCGUGCGACAAACAACUGCAAGUGGACAACCCUGUCCUCUAUCGGCAAGGACAUCAUAGAAGACGAGGAUGGGAUCUCAAUGCCUCAUCAGUGGCUGGAGGGAAACCUUCCAGUCAGUGCCAAGUGCACAGUGUGUGACAAGACCUGUGGCAGUGUGCUGAGACUGCAGGACUGGCGAUGUUUGUGGUGCAAAGCUAUGGUACACACAUCAUGUAAAGAGUUGCUAUCCAGUAAGUGCCCGCUUGGCCAAUGCAAGGUGUCUGUGAUACCACCUACUGCCUUGAACAGCAUUGACUCAGAUGGUUUCUGGAAGGCCACAUGCCCCCCCUCAUGUACAAGUCCCCUCCUCGUCUUUGUGAACUCCAAGAGUGGUGACAACCAGGGAGUGAAGUUUCUGCGACGCUUCAAGCAGCUGCUAAAUCCAGCCCAGGUUUUUGAUCUCAUGAAUGGAGGACCCCACCUUGGCCUUCGCCUCUUCCAAAAGUUUGACACCUUUAGAAUUCUAGUAUGUGGUGGAGAUGGAAGUGUGGGCUGGGUCCUGUCUGAAAUCGACACCCUCAUGUUACACAAACAGUGCCAACUGGGUGUUUUGCCUCUGGGCACAGGCAAUGACUUGGCACGUGUGCUAGGCUGGGGCUCUGCAUGCGAUGAUGAUACCCAACUCCCGCAAAUCCUAGAGAAACUGGAAAGAGCAAGUACCAAAAUGCUGGAUAGGUGGAGCAUCAUGGUUUACGAGACCAAGUUUCCCCGACAGCCUUCUUCAUCCACUGUUACUGAAGAUUAUAGCGAAGACUCUGAGGUCCAGCAGAUAUUAGUUUAUGAAGAUUCAGUUGCUGCUCACUUGUCAAAAAUCUUGACAUCCGACCAGCACUCAGUGGUGAUCUCCUCAGCAAAGGUGCUCUGUGAAACGGUAAAGGAUUUUGUGGCGAGAGUGGGGAAGGCUUACGAGAAAACACCAGAGAGUUCUGAAGAGUCAGAGGCCAUGGCCAAGAAGUGCAAUGUCCUCAAGGAGAAGCUGGACUCCCUUCUCAAGACACUCAAUGAGGAGUCUCAAGCCUCCACUUGCCUUCCCAGCCAUCCACCCACCAUUGCAGAGGAACAAGAGGAUGGAGAGGGGAUGCAUUCACCUACCAGAGACCACCCCACUCCUCCCCAGAUUCCGUGCCCUUCUAGAAGUCCCCAAGCCAUCUUUAAACCACGGGAGCAGCUCAUGUUAAGAGCCAACAGCCUGAAGAAGGCCAUCAGGCAGAUCAUUGAACACACGGAAAAGGCUGUGGAUGAGCAAAACACCCAGACACAAGAGCAGGAGAUCUUCACACUGGUGAGCACAUCUGAAGAUGAAAACAAAAGUGAGGAAAAGCCAUCCCAGGGCGUAAAUCUUGUCAGCAUCACGAACAAAGGGCGGGCACCAAGAAAAGCAUCCAAAUCUCCAUGCGAGAGGCUGAUUGGCAAAGGAAGUCUGUCAGUGGGCAGCUCUGCAUCACUUCCUGCCCAGACAGGAAACCGGGACAGCUUACCGAUGCUGAACACGAAAAUUCUGUAUUCAAGUUUACGUCCUGGCCACUCAGGCUCACUACCAGGCAACUCGGUCAUCAGCCGCUUAUUGGUGAAUGCAGAACCCUUUAACUAUGAUCCAGACAGCCUUGACUGUUAUACCGAGAAGUGUGUCAUGAACAACUAUUUUGGCAUCGGACUGGAUGCAAAAAUCUCUCUUGACUUCAACAACAAGCGAGAUGAGCACCCAGAGAAGUGCAGAAGUCGCACAAAGAACAUGAUGUGGUACGGUGUGCUUGGAACCAAAGAGCUACUUCACAGGACGUACAAAAACCUGGAGCAGAAAGUGCUGCUAGAGUGUGAUGGCCGACUCAUUCCCUUGCCCAGCCUGCAGGGCAUUGCAGUACUGAAUAUCCCCAGCUAUGCAGGAGGGACCAAUUUCUGGGGAGGGACCAAGGAAGAUGAUAACUUUACAGCACCCUCAUUUGAUGACAAGAUUUUGGAGGUGGUAGCAGUCUUUGGCAGUAUGCAGAUGGCGGUGUCAAGGGUGAUCAAUCUUCAGCACCACCGCAUUGCUCAGUGUCGUACUGUGAAGAUCACCAUUCUGGGAGAUGAAGGUGUUCCAGUGCAGGUGGAUGGAGAGGCAUGGGUCCAGCCUCCUGGGUACAUCCGGAUUAUUCACAAAAACCGAAUGCAGACGCUCACCAGAGACCGGGCUUUUGAGAACACUUUGAAAUCAUGGGAGGACAAACAGAGAUGCGAGUUUCCAAGACCUUCAUCCCAGCAUGCUCUGCUGCCACCAGAGAUUGUCUCAGAGGAAGAGGCAUUGCAGAUCAAUCAGUUUGGUCAGGCUGCUGGAGCACUCAUACGCAGCAUUCGAGAAAUCGCCCAGUCCCAACAGACCAUUGAGCAAGAACUUGCACAUGCCGUCAAUGCCAGCUCCAAAUCCAUGGAUGUGGUCUAUGGCAACUCGAAAAACACAGAGAGUUUGGACUGCGGGUCAGUCAUCGAGAUGGUCAGCAAUGUUAAGGCUCUACACAAUGAGACGGAGCUGCUGUUGAGGGGAAAGAUGAGUCUGCAGUUAGAUUCCCCUCAGAAAGAGCAGUUGUCAAAUGCCCUCGGAAAUGUAGACCUACAGCUUCAAAAACUGUCUGAAAUUUCUUGGCUAUGUCAGCUGUUUGAGCCUGUGGACGAUGAGAGUCACCUAAUGGAAUAUACGAAGCGAAGCCGCAGUGGGAAGUUCCGCCUGGUGCCAAAGUUUAAGAAGGAGAAGAACAACAAGAACAAGGAAGCUGCAGGGAGCUGUCUCAGUCAGCCAGUGCACCUCUGGGGUACGGAAGACGUGGCAGUGUGGCUGGAGGUGCUCAGCCUCUGCGAGUACAAGGACACUUUCAUUGGCCAUGACAUCCGUGGAGCCGAGCUCCUGCACCUGGAGCGGCGUGACCUCAAGGAUUUGAUUUGGGGAGUGACGAAAGUGGGCCACAUGAAGAGGAUUUUACAUGGAAUCAAGGAGCUGAGCCGGAACAGUCCUGCCACCGAGGCAUAGCCUCAGCGUUCACCUCCUGCAUUUUCAAAGCGCAUUAAUGAAGGAACUAUUUGGUUUUCUACCAGUUUUGCUGUCCACAAGCGUGCCUGGGCAAAUCUUGAAACUGAAACCUCUUACAAGCCAUGUGAUCCGAUCCAUCUUAGUUGGGUGGUUAUUUUUAUUUAUUUAUUGAUUUUUUUUUUUUAAUUGGAAUAGUCUAAUCUAGUCUGCUUUUGCAGUUUCCUACACAGCUGACCCCCAAAUGCUUGGAGCAAAAAAAAAAAAAAAAAUAGUGCAUACAACUAAGGUCUGGUCCCAAAUGUGCCUGGUUAUUGCUGCUGCUGAAGAGCCAAUGAAAACGGAGUGGGUUCCACAGCAUUCGUGCCUUAACUGAUCCACUUUCAAUAUAGAUUGUAUUGAAUCAGGAGACCGUCUUGGGAAUUUUAAAGCUGGUUUGCCGUGGAGCCAAAUCUUUGAAGGAGAAGGAGACCAUGUCAUCUGGGCAAGCUGGUUGCACCAUCUGGCGCAUGCUCAAUGCUCUGACUCAAGAAGCUCUACUGCAAUUGCCUUAAACAAAUGCCAUAUCCUGCUACAAUCAGGGUCAUAAUGAAUGAACUACCCAGUCCUGCUCUUGAACAUUUUUAUUCUUUUAAUUGAAUUUUGUACGUCGAACAAAAAUCCUAUGAACUCGCUUUUUGAAGUCUUGGGUUCAUCAUGUUGAAAUUUCUCCCAUCACAGUACCUGUGCAUUUGGAAGGCACCAGCAAACAUUGUGAUUUAUUUCAUUCCAGGGGUAGGGCUGUUUUUUGUUUUGUUUUGUUUUUUGUUUAAUUAUUAAUUUUUUUUUUUAUAUUCCAAUGGAUCACCUUUUUGCAGAAUGUUUUGAUUUAUGAUGAAUUUGGACUUUACUCCACAUCCUUCUCCAUACUUGGUACCGUUACAUUAAUUUGGAAGCCUGCUUUUUCCAAAGCACGCUGGACCACCGCUUUCUACCCAGUGCCUCUCAAAACUAAAAGGGCCACAAUGUCUUGUACAAAAUUUUUUUAUACAAAUAUAACUCUCAUCUGUCCUGCAAGGUACAAUCCACAUGGCAUUAUGUCAAGACCCACCGGUCUGUCAGGGUUUUCUCCCAGGCAAGGAUAACCAAUCACAACUACUCAACCUCCAUGUUGAUAACUGAAGUGACUGCCCUUGGGCAUGAACCCACUCAGUACCAGAUUGCACAAUUCUUCUCGAACGUGUAGGUCCAAGCAAAGGAGCCCUAUUCAUGCCUGCUGCUACUAAUGGCACCAAAAGACUUGGAAAUUCAUUCCAAAAUCACUUUCUCAAAAUUGGUACUUUGUUUUUAUUAUUUAUUAUUAUUGUCGUGUAACUGUGAAAAACAUCAGGAAUGUAAUUUACUGAAAGCCAGCCUUCUUGUCUAAGGGACAGAAACAAAAGAGACAAAAUCAAAAAUGAAAUGUAUUAAGUCCCCAUGGAAGUGUUUUCAGCUUCGCUCCGCAAAACCCAUGGGCUGACAGUUGGAGAGUUCCAUUGGGAACAUCUUCCCAGGGAUUCAGAGAGACAGCAUGGGCCUGCAAAUCUGACUUCAGGGACCAGCGGGCCUGAAAACAAAAAUGGAUAAGUCGAUGGCAGGCUUCAGCUGAGAAAAAAAAAAAAACAAACAAACAAACUGGGGACCCCCUCAGCUUAAAAGCAAGUCAUUUUGCUUUCAGGGUACAAAAGAAAUCCUCAAUGGGGGUGUUGAGGGUUAGCGGUUGUGCUCGUACAAGAAAAGAAUUAUGCAAAAUAAAACAAAGUGUUUUGAAAGCAGGGGUAGGUGAACUAUUCUGCUUUAAUUUGUUCAUGGACAACACUUAGCCUUGAUCAUAGAAUGGAUGUGUGACUUUUAACCACCCCUUGUGUCUUUCUCAUCUUUUCUUGUUCCUGGUCGCUAUCAUCUUCAACAGCUAAGCCCCACCUGGCACACUGACGCUUUCAAUUUAGCAUGUUGCCAUCUUUUUUUAUAAUUUAUUUACUUGAUAGCUUGGCUUCCAGGUUUACUGUCUGGGGACUUUUAGGGACCAGCCAUAUUGUGCCUGCCUUGCUCUGUCCCCCUUGCUUUUGACACAGUUGGAAACCACAGACACUGAGGCCUUCGGGGAAAGACAAUGACGGCAAGAAUGUUGUUCAGUCGCAGGCUAAAUUCCACUUCAAUUCUUUCAUUCUGUUGCUGUCCUGGUGUAGUGGUGAUGCAAAUCUUAACAAUAUGCAGCACUGAAGUUCUUGGAUUUUAACAAUUUGGUGUGUUUGGAUGUGAGUGUGUGUUUUGGAGUUUAAAGAUAUUUAUACAAGUCCAACAGAAAAAAAAAAAACAAAUCUUGAGAAAGUGGGGGUUGAAAAACCACAUCUGAGACAGCCAACCAUUUUUUAAAGAAGAGCUGUGUAUGAUUUCAGCACUGGCAGUUUUAAAUUUUGUAUAAAAUAUAAAUGUUGAAAGAGCUACUGCUAAGUGGAAAGGUUAUGGAUUUUGUUACGUGCAGUGAGCCUGAAUGCUGUGGUGUGCCCCAUUUUCACCUCUGUUUUUACAGUGGUGGACAAGAGCACAAGUUAGCCAAACUUGACAUUUAUGAUGGGAUUGUAACUCUAGCCAAGAUUCAAAAAAUUCCACAAAGUGAUUGAUUACAGUGUUUGAGUCAGUGAUGGUGUGCCAGACAAAGCGUCAAGUGAAAACAUUGCCAUAUCUGCUAGGUGUCAGGUGUCAUUUUCUCCUGUUUUGUGACCCAGUUUAAAAAAGUAAGCCCACUGGCACGUGUGAUAAUAUGCAAAGAUGAUAACUUGUAAAAGUGCAGCCCGAUUGCGCUUAUCAGUCCAACUGAGGAAUUUGUCAAAUGCACCCCUCAGGACUAAAUGAAAGCAGCCAUUUUACUAAUUGUGAACAGAAGCCGUAUCCUCAACUAAGACACAGUGCAGCGUUUGAAGGAGAAUUUUGCAUUAUUUGGUAAGUGGAAUGUUGCGCCUUAAUUAAAGCAAACUUUCUCCUCAACGUUAAAAUGACACAGGGUGUUCUCCUUAAUGCCUGUAUCUCUUUAAUAAGCCUGUUGCGGUGAUGUGUUUUUGUUUCUGUGUGAUGUUUUAGUGAGCUUUGUGCACAGAAUUUGGGAAAAAUGCCAGAAUGCCUCUUAGGUUUGCUCAGAUGACUGAAGCCAUGCCCACCUAAUGUGUUUUUGUUUUUUCCUCCCCUGGGUAAUUUUUUUUAGCUUAUGGGGGAAGAUUGUUCCAUAUGGAUUGGCAGUUAAUGUGUUUUUGUGGAUGAGUGAUGAGGUAUAUUGGAAUGGAGGCUUCAUUUUAUGAUCUACAGUAAAGCCUCUGUUGGCAACACUGAGGUAGUUUUGGGUUUUCUUGGUUUUCUCAUUGACUGUCCUCUGCAUGAGUGUACCCAGCAUUCUACAGGUAACAACAGGGUUUCUGCUGCGUGUGAGUUUUUGUUAGCCUUCGGCUAAGCCAUGUUUUUCAUUUUAGCUCUUGAGCCCCACAGCUUUUCAUCGUGGGUUGUAAAUUUGGGGAUGUUGGCUGUCGCCAUUUUCUGACAGCCUGAGUUGCCUCGAAAGCUUGCAUAUUGUAAUCUUUCUAGUUAGCCAAUAAAAGGUGUCAUUUUGCUUGGCUUUUCUCUACAUUCAUAAUGGCUAACACAGUACAACACCCUAGUACUACUGACAGUCCUUUAAAAGUCUGGCCUCUGUGCUACAUACCUCUCUUUUGUGCUGACAUUUAUGUGGCUAUUGACAAAUCCAUUCUUAGAAGAACCAGCUCUCACUUUUCUACAUGCGUAAAGUAAAGAGACUUAGACGGCAAGAUACAAACAACAAAUGACAAUCACAGACACAGGCAGAAAACGGCCAUUUCCAAUUUUUGCUUCCCAGUGCUGGGCACUGGAAGGCAAAACUAAUCCCAAAAUACGUCUGCCAUCUAAACUUCCUCACGUGGAGGUGAAACUGAUGGAGGGGGUGAAUUUUCUUAUGGUACUGAAGCAGCGUAGAACCUCUUGGGAUUGCAUUUUCUUUAAACUGGCAUGAACUCUGCUACAUUGGGUUUCCAGCCAGCUUAUUGCCUUCAGGUCGGAAUGAAAUCCUGAUCUGAAAGCUUUUUUUUGUUUUUCUUUUGAAGGAAACAGAAAUAUUGGCAAGUCUCUGUUGUGGUUGUUUUGGUAAGUCACUACAUGAAGACUAGAAUUGUGCUUUGCUUACAGAGACAAUUUCACAAGAAACCAGCCAUUCUACAUAUCAGUUCAUGAAGCUUGGGGAUACAUCUCAUGGGUCCUCCCGUGAAAGUGUCUUGAGUAUAUUUAAUGUUUAAUUUAUAGAACGUCAAGUAUUCAAGUUAAGUAUUGCUGUUUGUUCACUCAUGUACAUAACCCCAGCAGCAGGGGUGUAAAUAUCUUUGUUCUUGUACAGAAAGCACCAAUCUUCCAGUAAAAUGCGGUUAUUGUUUUAA
This is a messenger RNA of Erpetoichthys calabaricus (reedfish), 8087 nucleotides long. Its product is annotated as diacylglycerol kinase delta-like. NCBI's taxonomy places the organism in Eukaryota, Metazoa, Chordata, Cladistia, Polypteriformes, Polypteridae. The record is from RefSeq and is a predicted model, not a curated record. Gene Ontology annotation, biological process: intracellular signal transduction; diacylglycerol metabolic process; lipid phosphorylation. Gene Ontology annotation, molecular function: protein heterodimerization activity; protein homodimerization activity; ATP-dependent diacylglycerol kinase activity. Bases 4 to 3636 code for a protein of 1210 amino acids. The transcript is spliced from 31 exons.